GGCUUCCCUCCUCUGGGCGACGCAUCAUGGCAGCAUAUCUACUGACGGUUCUCUUCCUCGGCUCCACCUGGGCCGAGGUGCUCCCUCGCAGUGAGUACAUCCCCCCCUCCGCGUCAGGAGGGUUUUCUGGAACAAACUUUCCGAGUUCCUUCGGUGGUCCUUCCGCGGAACGCACUCACAGCCUCCCUGGCCGCCGUGGAGGCUCCUUAGCCGGCUUAGCCUUCCACGGAGGGUCUUCGUCGGGUUUCGGAAGCAGUUCAGGCGGUUUCUUCGGCUCUGCGGGCGAUUCCCUCGGUUCCGGCGGAACCUCUUACAGAGAGGGCUCUUCUGGGUCGGGUAGCUCCUUCGGCGGCGCCUCUUCGGCCUUCCCCUCCGGCUCCCCGGGCUUCUCCUCCGGGGGUCCCAAGGGCUCUAGCGGCGGCGUCCCAAGAGAUUCACUGGGCUUCGCGUCCAGUAGGUUCGGGGCCUCCUCGGGCCUCUCCUUCGGCGCGCAGGGAGCCUCGGCAGGGUCCUAUAGUGGUGGAGCCUCUGGUUUCGAAGGAAAUUCUCGUGGGAGCUCGGGUUCCUCGGGAGGCUUUUCCAACGUGCAGAAAUUUACUCAAGUCGGAGGGUCCGUGCAGAGCCCGAGGCCUGGGGGCUCGACCGGAGGAUUCUUCGGCGCUCCAAAUGGCCUCCAGGGAUCGACCAUCGGGCUUGCAGGAAACCGUCACGCCUCGGCCUCGUCUGCCGCAGGGGCUUCUCCGAGCGGCUUCAGUGGAGGAUCCUCGCCAGCGGGUAGACCAAGCGAACUGUACAGUCGUCCCGCAGGUGGCAGCCACGGACCCUUCGGAAGUAAUCAGGAGUCCUUUACCGGGGGACAAGGGUCGUUCGGAAGUAACCAGGUAACCUCCGUAGGACACCAAGGAUCCUUUGGUGGGAACCAGGAAUUUCCUGGCGCUAAUCACGGUUCCUUUGGUGGGGGUCAGGAAGCCUACGGGGGGAGUCAGGGAUCCUUCAGUGGUAAUCGCGGCUCCAUCAGCGGCAGCCACGCCUCGCCUGGCGGCAACCAAGGGGUCCUCGACGCCAACCAAGGAGCCAUCCAUGGGUCCUCAGGAUCCUCCCAGGCGGGCUCCCAGCGCCGCUACAGAGGAGGAGGCUCUUCGCAGGGAGGGUUACUCGGAGGCGGCUCUGGAGGCCUCGGCGGAAAGGGGAGUCCUUCAGGAAGGGCCUCCAGCACUCCUCUCGGAGGACUGCCCUCGCGCCUAGACGCCGGCUCCCGCGGGGGUCACCGUGGCUUUGCCAGGAGCUCCAGGGGCGGCUACGGCAAGUGAGGGAGGUGAGGCCGCGCGCGAACCGACGCUCCGCCUGCUCGCAGCAGUGCCCGGGACGGCACUUCACUCCGCCAAUAAAUUUGCAAAGGAAGAAACUUUUAUUUUCACAGUGUGUCCAUCGUUAAGUUUGGAUUCGUUAGUUUUGCAAGUUAUUUUACGUA
Molecule: messenger RNA, 1471 nt
Organism: Penaeus monodon (black tiger shrimp)
Lineage: Eukaryota; Metazoa; Arthropoda; Malacostraca; Decapoda; Penaeidae
Product: loricrin-like
Exons: 2
Coding region: 27-1310 (427 amino acids)
Source: RefSeq, a predicted model, not a curated record